UCCAGUCUUUACUAAAUCAUCUUGUAAAUUUCACCCUUAUUUUGUCCUUCACGCUCUCAUUUCACUCAUUAUGGGCACUUUGACUGCAGAUUGCCCACGUCUUGACAUUCAUUGCCCGCACAAGCUUGCCACAAGCUGUAGGCUGACUUCCACACCCAAUUGCUGUGCUUGCGCCGAUGAGCGCGUCCAUUCACGAACAUACCGAGUGUACAUUGACGGAGUUGGUUUUGUAAAUCGCGGCACAAGAUGGCAAGGCUACUGCUGGUUCUGUAAAGAGUUCUGGAGCAAUCGCCUUGCCGCCACUGACCCACCGCUUGAGAUCGCGCAGACACGUAUACCCGAGAUACCGGAUCAGACCGAGUUCCUAGAGCGAUGGUGGGAGUUUCAUCAGGGAUAUCGCAUCGCAAAGCUUCCUGAUGGCACAGAGCAACGCAUCGCUGUUAUAGGAGAGCCUUUUCAUGAAGUCAGCCCAGGCUUCCUACCCCGAACAUUAGAUCAGCUGCGCGCUGGCGUGGAGAACAAUGCAUUAAGGCCAGAAAAUAGGCUUAGGAGGCGAAGGUUGACAUCAGAGGAAGACCGGCCGGAGGAACCGCAACAGAGUCUAGAGGACGCGUUGGACGACCUUCUUCGAGAGGCUGAAGAGACCCCGAAUGCCAAUGUAACUGUUCCCACAGAGCCCCAACUGUUGGUAACCCCUCAGAUUCAAGAGGACCCCUCCGAACCGCCCCGACCAAUGACACGACGAGAGGCACAAAUACAGCUCGCACGAGAGCGUUUUGCUCGCGUGUUUGGAUCCCGCGAGGAACUAGAGCAAGACGAUUACGAGUCACCACUUACGCAAAUGUACACACGAGCGUACGACCGCCAUCGUCAGGCUGAACAGAGAAGAGCAGAGGGAACAGAGGUUGCGCCUCAGCUCGAUAGCUUGUCACCACAAGAUCGCCGUGAAAUCGAAGAACAACUACUUUGGGGU
Bipolaris maydis ATCC 48331 is the source of this 973-nucleotide messenger RNA. RefSeq lists its product as uncharacterized. Gene Ontology annotation, biological process: ubiquitin-dependent protein catabolic process; protein ubiquitination. Gene Ontology annotation, molecular function: ubiquitin protein ligase activity. NCBI's taxonomy places the organism in Eukaryota, Fungi, Ascomycota, Dothideomycetes, Pleosporales, Pleosporaceae. The record is from RefSeq and is a predicted model, not a curated record.